GUCCUGUUUAAUCUCCGGCUUGACCUGAUAAAGUAAUGAUUCACUGGUCCAUACUGUGAUCCUGUAAUAUGUUUUUCAAUGAAAUGUCAUGAGGAAAAUGUAAAGAAAAACGUUCCUGUAUUUUUUUGUAGUUUAAAAAAAAAAUACUUAAGUUCAAGCAGCAUCCGAUUAAAAUAGCCACCGAUCCCCUCAUUUGGGAUUGAUUGUGUAAUUAUUGGCUGUUGGAAUGAGAUUUGACCUCCUGCUUUGUUUGCUGUGUUAUGGUGACCUGGCAGUAAAACACACUGCUGUUUGGUUAUCGACUUGGCCACAUCUUUAAUUUGUUUAUCCUCUUUUUUAACCUUUCCACCGUUCCCAUUGUAUCCAAUGAGCCAGGCUAGAUAGCUGAGAGUCAGAGAGAGGAGAGAGGCAAGCAGAGAGAGAGGAGACUCAAACAGUGUCAGUGUUGCACGGCAGAUGAGAGGAUGAUUCAUGUGUGAGAGGCAGAGCCCGGCGCAGAGCAGGCAGCCUUGUGGACCAGCAUUCAGACCCAGGAUCAGCCCAGCCUUCUCAGAGCUGGAGACCCUCUCUCCGCAACGUCCCUCGUCUCCACCUCGUGCCCCCUUCAGUGACAUGUAUCCCGAAGAGAGCCGGGGGUCUGGAGGGGUAGCCACUGUGGACUUUCUAGAAGGGACAUAUGACUACGCCGCCCCCACCCCUGCCCCGACUCUUUACAGCCACUCCACCACUGGCUACUACUCUGCUCCUCUGGACGCCCACGGACCACCCUCAGAUGGCAGCCUUCAGUCCCUGGGAAGUGAGCCGAACAGUCCUCUCGUGUUCGUGCCCUCCAGCCCCCGACUCAGUCCCUUCAUGCACCCACCCAGCCACCAUUAUUUGGAAACCACCUCAACACCCGUCUACAGGUCCAGUGGUUCAUCCAGUCAGCAGCCAGUUUCCAGGGAGGACCAGUGCGGCACCAGUGACGAGGCAUACAGUAUGGGGGAGUCGGGGGCUGGAGCCAGGGCCGUGGGGUUUGAGAUGACAAAAGAGACGCGUUUCUGUGCCGUGUGCAGUGACUAUGCCUCUGGGUACCACUACGGGGUGUGGUCCUGUGAGGGCUGCAAGGCCUUCUUUAAGAGGAGCAUUCAGGGUCACAAUGACUAUAUGUGCCCAGCAACCAAUCAGUGCACUAUUGACAGGAAUCGGAGGAAGAGCUGCCAGGCAUGCCGUCUUAGGAAGUGUUAUGAAGUGGGCAUGAUGAAAGGAGGUGUGCGUAAGGACCGCGGGCGUGUUUUGCGGCAUGACAAACGACGGACUGGCACAUGUGGCAGGGACAAGGCCUCUAAGGACCUGGAGCAUAGGACAGUGCCCCCUCAGGAUGGGAGGAAACGCAGCAGUGCCUAUGGUGAAGAAGGAAAAUCACCGCUGCUUGGCAUGCCUCCUGACCAGGUGCUCCUCCUGCUCCAGGGUGCCGAGCCUCCCAUGCUGUGCUCUCGUCAGAAGCUGAGCCGACCCUACACCGAGGUCACCAUGAUGACCCUGCUCACCAGCAUGGCCGAUAAGGAGCUGGUCCACAUGAUCACCUGGGCCAAGAAGCUUCCAGGUUUCCUGCAGCUCGGCCUUCAUGACCAGGUGCAGCUGCUGGAGAGCUCCUGGUUGGAGGUGCUGAUGAUCGGGCUCAUCUGGAGGUCUAUCCACUGCCCCGGCAAACUCAUCUUUGCCCAGGACCUCAUACUGGAUAGGACCGAAGGCAACUGUGUCGAAGGCAUGGCUGAGAUCUUUGACAUGUUGCUGGCCACUGCCUCCCGCUUCCGCUUGCUCAAACUCAAACCCGAGGAGUUUGUCUGUCUCAAAGCCAUCAUCUUGCUCAACUCUGGUACCUUCUCUUUCUGCACCGGCACAAUGGAGCCCCUCCACGACACCACAGCGGUGCAGAACAUGCUGGACACCAUCACAGAUGCUCUCAUACAUCAUAUCAGCCAGUCGGGAUGCUCGGUUCAGCAGCAGUCGAGACGGCAGGCCCAGCUGCUGCUUCUGCUCUCACACAUCAGGCACAUGAGCAACAAAGGCAUGGAGCAUCUCUACAGCAUGAAGUGCAAGAACAAAGUGCCUCUGUACGACCUGCUGCUGGAGAUGCUGGAUGCUCACCGCAUCCAACGCCCUGACAAACCAGGUCAGACCUGGUCCCAGGCUGAUGGAGAGCCUCCCUCCACCACCAGCACCAGCAGCAGCGGUGGUUCCUCUUCUUCAGCUGGCUCCAGUUCAGGAUCCCGAGUCAGCCACCAGAGCCCGAGCAGAGUGCCCACAGUCCUGCAGUACGGUGGGUCCCGCUCUGACUGCACCCACAUCCUAUGAGACGGCAACAUCUAAGGGUCAAAAGUCAUUUUUAUGGGGGAUGUGUGUCGUACAGAAUGAGAGGGGUUUGGGAAUGAAAUAUAAAAGUUGUAUUUGAAUUCAUUUCAUGAGAUAAUUAUUUAUGAAUUAAGUCAUUUUAUAGUUGUAGCUGUUUGGGAGAAAUUUUCCUUGUGCUGCGUUUUCUGUCAGUCUCUGCCAGCUUUACAGUACAGCUUAUUAUUUACAGACGUCAGCAGCUCAUAUUUUGGCGAUCUGUCAGCUACAGUGAUUUGAAAUGAUGAGCAGCUAAUUGUCUUUUCAUUCGCCUCGACCAAAGUGCACUUCCUCUUGGGUUUAAGGGGCUAUUGGGCAUUAUAGUAACUUUUACAUAUUAAGGCUGAUUAUUCGCUAAAAUAUUAUAAAACUGGUUCAAAUGAAUGUGUAAUUUAUUUUGUGUUCAAAUUUCAACAAAGACAAAAACAUCAGGUAUCGUGUCUCUUGCACACAUGUAGUUUUAAACUUGAUGUAUUAGGGGAAAAAAAUGAUUUCAGUGACGUAAUAUGAAAUGAACAGUGGCUGAGGAAAUAUCUGUUGAAUUCUGAAUAGCUAAAAAUUGCACAAUUAAAUCCCAGAGCGCUGAUUACAUGAUGAAGGAAGCCAGUCUUUAUUGUUGGGGAACUUCAUCCUGUUGUCAGUUUUUUGUGUAUAGUAGGUUGUUCUUUAUGCUUACUUGCACCAAAGUUAACUUAAAUGUGCGUGUGCGUGUGUGUGCGUGCAGCAAAGCGACUGUGAGAGAGAGAGUGAGAGAAAUCCCAGCCAAUGAGCUAUGAGCCUCACCAAGCUGAUUUUAAGCCUAGAUUUUUGUCUUGAUGCAGUUGUCAACCGGUUACUGUUCAUCCACUAAUUCAGUGAUUACAUGUUAAGUUUGGCUGGAUUUACACACCUCCCAAAAAACCUAAUUAUCAUAACAUAUGUGCACUUAUGCAGGUGUUUUUAUUUCUGUUUGAAUGGACCAAACUUGGUCUGAUUGUAAAGAAGAUAUCUGAUUCGGAUAUGAUCAGGUGUUUCCUUAAUUAGCUGCUAAACACUACUAAGUACUCAUUUAAUUGAUUUGCUUCAUUAAAUGUUAGAAAAUAGUGAGAAAUGUCACCAGAGCAGAGUGACAUAUUCAAAGUUUUUACUGUCCAACCAACAAUCUAAAUCCCAAAUCUAUUCAGUUUGUGAUGACAUACCACAAAGAAAGGCAUAAAAAUCCUCGGUGUGUUGAGGCAAAAACUGAAAUAGCUGUUACCGGGGAACAUUUGACAUUUGUGCUUGAAAAGUGACUAACUCGUACUUACAAAUAUACAGGCAAUGAAAAUGUGUUGCCAGGGUAGAAAAGAUGUGACAUUACAGUGAAGUUUUAAAAGAAUACUUCAGGGGCGUUGGUGGCUUAGUGGUAGAGCAGGCGCCCCAUGUACAAGGCUGUUGCCACAGCGGCCCGGGAUCGACUCCAGCCUGAGGCCCCUUGCUGCAUGUCUCUCCCCCUUUCACACUUCACUAUCCUAUCAAUUAAAGGCAAAAAAUGCCCCAAAAAAUAUCUUUAAAAAACAAAAAAGGACUUCAGCUGCAAAAAGACAAUUUGUACAUCAGUUACUCACUGGUGAUGAAGUCACAGUGAAGGGAAAAUCCAAAAGAGGCAAACAUUUUUCGUGAAUUGAAGUAAUUGGGGUCCUCGAUUAAGAACAGAAAAAUUGUAUCAGAACAUCCAUUUAUAAACUCUCACACAACUUGCACAGCAUAAUUCAAGCCUCCAUACAGGAUUUAAAAAAAAACCCAACAGAUUUGGCCUCUUGAGCCGUUCAGUGUCAGUCCAGUCAAACUUGA
Messenger RNA from Epinephelus fuscoguttatus (brown-marbled grouper), 4182 nucleotides. It is a transcript of the gene esr1, whose product is annotated as estrogen receptor 1. The transcript has 10 exons. NCBI's taxonomy places the organism in Eukaryota, Metazoa, Chordata, Actinopteri, Perciformes, Serranidae. Gene Ontology annotation, molecular function: DNA-binding transcription factor activity; zinc ion binding; steroid binding. Gene Ontology annotation, biological process: regulation of DNA-templated transcription; steroid hormone receptor signaling pathway. Gene Ontology annotation, cellular component: nucleus. Bases 472 to 2337 code for a protein of 621 amino acids. The record is from RefSeq and is a predicted model, not a curated record.